GUUCAAAUCACCGUCCUGGACAAGAACGACAGUCCGCCGUCCUUCAAAGACAUCCCCCUGCACUACUCGGUGUCGGAAGACCUGGGUCCAGGGCAAUCUAUCGCCACGAUAAGAGCGGACGACCCCGAUACCAUAGGCGAACUGGAGUAUACCCUCAUCAGGGGCGACUACGGUCACUUCUCCUUGGAUAAAACCAGUGGCGUGCUGCGGCUGGUCGAUUCCUUGGACAGGGAGGCGAAGGACGUCUUCAAAUUGACGGUUAGGUGUAGUGAUGGGCAUCAGUACACCGACACCAUCGUCACAGUGGAGGUGACGGACACGAACGACAAUCUCCCCGUUUUCCUUGAAAGCGCUUAUUCGUUCGACGUGCCGGAAAACGCCGCUCGAGGAUCGAGAGUGGGGCAAAUCAAAGCCACCGAUCCAGAUCUUGGAAUCAACGCACAACUAACCUACAACGUCAUCAGCGACUGGGCAAAUGACGUCUUCUCCCUGAACCCCCAAACGGGAGUCUUCACGCUGACAUCCAAACUAGACUACGAGGAGGUCCAACACUACAUACUGGUAGUCCAAGCUCAGGAUGCGGGACAUCCCACCCUGUCCAGCACUCUGACAGUGUACUGUAACGUACUCGACUUGAACGACAACGCGCCGCUUUUCGACCCGAUGUCGUACAGCAACGAAAUUUUUGAAAACAUCUCCAUAGCCACCCCAGUUGUAACAGUCAGUGCUACAGACUUGGACUCUGGUGACAAUGGGAAAAUAGCGUACACCAUAACGUACGGCGAUGAAAAAGGCGACUUCCAGAUAGCUCCAAACGGAACCAUAAGCACCAAAAGACAGUUGGACAGGGAAACCCAAGGGAUCUACAACUUGGUAGUGACUGCUACAGAUCAGGCUGUGCCCCCUGAGAAACGACUGUCCUCGACGGUACAGGUCACCAUAAUUCUCAAAGACGUCAACGACAUGUCGCCGGAAUUUAUAACUCCGAACGAGACCUCGGUCGCCGAGAAUAUCCCCAUAAACACUGUCGUUAUGGCCAUUAAGGCGGUGGACAAGGACGAGGGCAGGAACGGCUACAUCGAGUACUCGCUCUCCAACGACCCGCUGACGAACGGCGUAUUUUCCCUGGGGCCGGUCGACGGGCUGCUGAGGGUGGCAGGCAGGAUAGACAGGGAGGCGAAGAACAACUACACGCUCCUGGUGACCGCCAAGGACAGGGGAGACCCGCCCAGGUCCACGCAGACGAGCAUCUUCGUCAAGGUGCUCGACGAGAACGACAACAGUCCCGUCUUCGACCCCAAGCAGUACAGCGCCUCCAUAGCGGAGAACGCCUCCAUCGGCGCCAGCGUCUUGCAGGUCUCGGCGACGGACAUCGACGACGGCCUCAACGGCCGCAUCCGUUACUCCAUCAGCUCGGGCGACACCAACAGGGACUUCAGCAUAGCGGAGGACACGGGGGUGGUCCGGGUGGCCAAGAACCUCAACUACGAGAGGAAGUCGCGCUACGUGCUGACCGUGAGGGCGGAGGACUGCGCCGGCGACAUCAACGGCGACGUGGUCAGGUCGGACACCGCGGAGAUAUCCAUCUCGGUGUCGGACAUCAACGACAAUCCCCCCACGUUCCUGGACUCGCCCUACCUGGCCUAUGUGAUGGAGAACAUCAUACCCCCGAACGGGGGGUACGUCAUCACCGUGGAGGCGUACGACGCGGACACGCCGCCCUUCAACAACCUGGUGAGGUACUUCAUUAAGGAGGGCGACACGGAUAUAUUCAGGAUAAACGCCUCGACUGGGGAUAUAUCCUUGCUGAGGGCGUUGGACAGGGAGAUGCAGGACGAGUACGUGCUGAACCUCGUGGCUAUGGAUACUGGUUCACCUCCAUUAACUGGAACCGGCACCGUGCGGGUGGUGGUCCAAGACGUGAACGAUCACAGCCCAGAGUUCAAGCGGCAAUCGUACCACGCCACGGUUCCAGAAAAUUCACCCAUCGGAGCCUGGAUCCUCACCCCAGUAGCCGUGGACAAAGACAUCGGCUUGAACGCCAAGAUCAGAUACAGCCUUCUGGGUGACAAAGUGGACAGAUUCAAAGUGGACCAAGACUCUGGGGUCAUCACCACGGCUACCGUGCUUGAUCGAGAAGAUAUCGACUCGUAUUUCCUCACCCUGAUGGCUCAGGAUUGUUCCGCUACGGAACCCAGGGCUACUGCUGUGAAUUUGACGAUAAUUAUCGCUGAUGAAAACGACAAUUCCCCAACGUUCUUCUCCUCGAAGUACGAAGUGUAUAUUUCCGAUAGAACCAAGAGUGAACAAUUCGUAUUCGGUGCUAGAGCUACGGACGACGAUAUAGGAGCAAACAGUAAAAUCGAAUACCGACUAACCGGGGAACAUGCGAAGAAUUUCACCAUCAACGAAAAAACUGGGGUUAUCAAAGCCUUGCACGACCUGCAAAGGUCCUCGACCAGCAUAUUCAACUUGGAAAUCGAGGCUACGGACGGAGGAAGGUUACCGAGAAAAGCCAGCACCGAACUGAAAGUUUUCCUGAAAUCAGAUCACUUAUUUCCCAGGUUCGCCACACCGACAAGGACCAGGUUUAUUUUGGCUGAGAACGUAGAGGAAGGGAAAGUCAUCGCUAGAUUCAAAGCAAAUUCCCCUAAGAAGGGACCUGUAGGAGAAGUCAGAUACGCCAUCGCUGGCGGCAACACUGGCGAAGCGCUGAAAAUAGACAGAAACAGUGGAGAAGUUCAAGUCGGCGGAAAAGGCUUAGAUUACGAAAUGUCUUCUCAAUACGAAGUGUGGAUCGAGGCACAAGAUUCCGACAACCCUCCUCUACGCAGCGUGUUACAGCUCAUUAUAAACGUAACCGAUGCCAACGACAAUCCUCCGAUAAUGAACAAUCCACUCUACAACGCAUCAGUCUUCGAAGAAGAAGCGCCUCCUCUCCUAGUCGUCAAAGUGUCAGCCACCGACGCAGACUCCGGAGAAAACGGUCAAGUAACUUACAAACUACUAGACGACUUCGAGGGCGCUUUUGAGAUCGAUUUCGAGACUGGCGAGAUAUACACUAACACCCGACUGGACCGCGAAGAUAUAGCCAGUUACGAGCUAACAGUAGAAGCCAUCGAUCAAGGGGUACCCCAGCUGUCUGGAACCGCAACGGUCAUUGUAACCGUCCUUGACAAAAACGAUAACCCUCCGAGAUUCACGAGGCUCUUCAGCGUCAACGUGACAGAAAACGCGGACUUAGGAUCUUUCGUGAUACGAGUGACUAGCUCCGAUCAAGACAUCGGAGAGAACGCCAACGCCACUUACAGUUUCACCGAAAACCCCGGCGAGAAGUUCAAGAUCGAUCCAAUCAGUGGAAACGUAACCGUAAUCGGACAUUUAGACCGCGAACAGCAAGACGAGUACAUCCUAAAAGUGGCCGCCGUGGACGGGGCUUGGAGGUCUGAAACGCCUUUAACGAUAACCAUCCAGGACCAAAACGAUAACGCGCCAGAAUUCGAACACUCCUACUACAGUUUCAACUUCCCCGAACUGCAAAGAGAUAUCGUGUUCGUCGGGCAAGUUACGGCGACCGACAGGGAUAAACAAGGACCCAACUCGGUCAUUAGCUAUUCACUUCAGCAACCUUCCGACCUGUUCACGGUAGACCCCGCUUCGGGCGAGAUAUUCAGCAAACGAAGUCUCAGGUACAAAUACACGCAAAUGGAAUCGUCACCUGAAAAUAUGUACUCGUUAACUAUACUCGCGACAGACAACGGAAAGCCGCCAAUGUCUUCCGAAUGUCUCGUAACGGUCAAUAUCGUGGAUGCAAAUAAUAACGCUCCUAGCUUCGAACAGAAGGAGUACCUGUCACCUGUCCCGGAAGACGCAGUGGAAGGACAGCGACUCUUAAAGGUCGUUGCCAAGGACGAGUUAGAUGUUGGAGUAAACGCAGAAGUAGAAUACUCGAUGGUUGGAGGAAACGGCUCGAAACAUUUCACUGUCGACAAAGUGAACGGGUGGGUGUCGGUGAAAGAAAAAGUGUACAGCGUCGGUACUUUAUACAACCUAAGAAUUCGAGCUACCGAUAAGGGUAUUCCGCCGCAACAGGACGAAGUAACGGUCACUCUUAUCGUUACCGGAGAGAAUAAAUACAACCCGGUAUUCACCGCAUUGAGCUACCAAGUAAUCGUCCCCGAAAACGAACCUCUCGGUUCCACCAUUCUCACCGUGAGCGCUUCCGAUAGAGAUCAAGGCCCGAACGGAAUGAUACGGUACCAGAUAUCGGCAGGGAACGAAAGGAAAGAAUUUACCGUCGAUCCUGUUUCCGGCGCAGUCACGAUACUUCAACCUCUGGACUACGAUACCAUUCAGGAGUAUCGUUUGAACAUAACCGCGGAAGAUCUGGGAUUCACGCCACGCAGAACCACCGCAAUGUUAACUAUCACUUUGACAGACAUCAACGAUAAUUCUCCAAAGUUCAACCAAUCCAGUUACGACGCCUAUCUUUCAGAGAACUUACCACCGCACAGUUUCGUGUAUCAAGUCAAAGCCACCGAUAUCGAUUCACCGAAGAACGCGAUCAUACAGUAUUCGAUAUCGGAAGGACCAGACAAGGACGUGUUUGGUAUCGACAAACAAACCGGCGACAUCACAUCUAAAAUAAGCUUCGAUUACGAGGAAAAAUUCUUAUACGUGUUAAAUAUAAUCGCUGCGAAUCCAGAUUCCAAUAUGUUCGGAACCACCGAAGUGCAAGUUCAUAUCACGGGAGUGAACGAAUUCUACCCUAGAUUUAUCCAACCGGUAUUUCACUUCGAUGUGUCCGAGUCCACAGAAGUUGGAACGAGAAUUGGAACGGUUCAGGCCACCGAUCAGGACUCGGGAGACGACGGGAAAGUGUAUUACCUCUUUGUGGGCUCUAGCAACGACAAAGGCUUUAGUAUAAACACAGAAACCGGCACCAUCAGCGUUUCUAGAAACUUGGACAGGGAGACCCAGAGCAGAAUCGUUUUAACGGUGAUGGCCAAAAAUGCGGGUGGAAUCCGAGGUAACGACACCGACGAAGCCCAAGUUAUCGUGACGGUACAAGACGGCAACGACCCGCCCGAAUUCUUACAAGACUUGUACGAAUCAGAAAUUUCUGAAGGAGCAAACGUAGGAACCAAAGUGUUGACAGUGAAAGCGGUAGAUAAAGACGUACGAUCCCAGAACAACCAAUUUAGUUACUCGAUUAUCGGCGGUAACUUCGAACAAGCCUUUAAGAUCGAUCCACAGACGGGAGAAAUUCAAACCGCUAGGAUUUUAGACAGAGAAACCAUACCCAUGUACUCGUUAGUGGUUGGCGCAAUCGAUACGGGCAUACCUCCACAAACGGGAACGACGAUCGUUAAAAUACAAGUUUCCGAUAUCAACGACAACGGCCCAGUCUUCGAUCCGCCACAAGUUAUCGGUCGAGUGAUGGAAAAUGAACCGCCAAAUACCAAAGUGAUGACCUUAUCGGCCAAGGAUCCGGACUUGCCUCCGAACGGAGCUCCGUUCACAUAUAAACUCAUCGGGGGAAAACAUAAAGAUUUCGUUAAGAUCGAUAAACACACCGGACUCGUCCUAACCACGAAGAUGAUAGACAGAGAACUAACUCCACAACUGAGCAUUAUUAUUGAGGUCGAGGAUAGCGGCACGCCUAGAAUGAGAUCGCAACACAACGUCAAGAUAGAAAUAUUGGACGAAAAUGACAGUCCUUCGAGUUCUAGGUCGGUCCACGUAAUAGUAUACGUGUUCAACGAAGCGUUCCCUAUCGGCAAGAUUGCCGACGUGCAUCCCAACGACCCCGAUUUAGUUGGAGAUUACACGUGCAGGAUCUUACAAAAGCCCAUGAUAAGCGGCGUAUUAUCGAUUCCUUCGGAUUGCAACUUGCACACGUCCCGAAUAACCCCCGGUCAGGGAUACUCCCUAUCCGUAUCCGGAAACGACGGUAAACAUUCGGAUGUUAUUUCGACAGUAACCGUAGAAUUUGUCUCCUUCAGCAACGCCACGGUGGAGAAUUCGGUAACUAUACGCAUUGCGAAUACCACCGCUGAAUUCUUCUUAGCCCAAUAUUACAGGGGCUUGCUAGACGUCCUGAAAAGCGUACUAAACCCUGGCGAAGUUCUAACUCUCUACAGCCUCUACGAGAACGAGGAAAGUUUAGAAAUAACCCUGGCCAUAAGAAACGGCGUCAGUUACCGGAGCAAAUUCUACACCGCCGAGAAAAUAGAGAAAAAACACGAGGACCUGAUCAACUUAUUUCAAAGCUCCGACAUGAGAAUCGGUUACACACCCUGCAACGACAACACUUGCGAGAACGGUGGAAUAUGCACAGAGGAAAUAACCGUGAAGCGAAACACGAAAAUAACCGACAGCCAAAACAUAAUCUUCACAUCGCCCUUGGUGGUACACGAAUACAACUGUCAGUGCGCCGACGGUUUCACCGGUACCACUUGCAAUAAGAGGCAAGAUCCUUGCUCGCCGAAUCCCUGCAACUUCGGCGGUCAAUGUAGACGACACGGCUUCAACUUCCAAUGUAUAUGCCCACCUAACAGAGACGGUCGCCAGUGCGAAUUGGAAAGGGGAGACGCUUGUUCGGAAAAUCCCUGCCAGAACGGCGGUUCUUGCCGCGAGAGCCCUGACGGUUCAUCGUUCUUCUGCUUAUGCAGGUCCGGCUACAGGGGUAACCAAUGCGAAGCUCUGGCGGAUUCGUGCCGGCCGAAUCCGUGUGUGCACGGCGGACACUGCGUCAGCCUAAAACCGGGAUACAAGUGCAGCUGCACCGAUGGAAGAUACGGCAGGCAUUGCGAGAGAUCCACCUACGGAUUUAACGACUUGUCGUACAUGGCGUUCCCUUCGCUCGACGCCGGUACGAACGACAUUUCGUUCAUCUUUGCCACUACUAAGCCUGACGCGCUGUUAAUCUACAACUUCGGAUUGCAGACUGGAGGAAGAAGCGAUUUCGUGGCUGUCGAACUGGUGCGCGGCAGAGCGGUCUUUUCGUUUGGCGGGGCAAGAACGGCUAUCACUUCCGUUAGCGUAGGAGGCAAGUCGAACAAUUUGGCCGAUGGGAAUUGGCAUAAGAUCACGGCGACAAGGAACGGGAGGGUGGUCUCGCUGAGCGUCGGCGCUUGUUCCGAACAAGGAGAUGUUUGCGAGGAAUGCAGGCCUGGGGAUAACACCUGUUACGCUGAUGAUAUAGGGCCUAGCGGCACGUUGAACUUCAACAACCAACCACUCCUGAUUGGCGGCUUAAACAGCGCCGAUCCGGUACUGGAGCGACCGGGACAAAUACACUCGGACGACCUCGUCGGCUGCGUCCACAGCGUUUCCGUAAACGGGCGGCAGCUCAACCUCAGCCAACCCUUGGAGUCGGAGGGAAUAGAAAAGAAAUGCAUCAGGAAGGGAUCUUGCGACAAACCUUCCAACGACCCGUGUUUGGGAUUCGGCCCCUGCAUAGACCGCUGGAGUACCAUCAGCUGCAACUGCGGAAAUAACCUGAUAGCGCCGAACUGUCACAGCGCCCUACAACCCGUAAGCGUCAGCGGCGGAGGAUACGUAGAAUUUACGAUUUCCAAGAAGCACAAGAGGAUGCAACUGCUGGAAAAUCUGUACAAGGGCUCGACGCUUUGGAAUCGCCAAAGGAAAGUUAGAUCUACGGCUAGUAUGCAUAACGCUCCCGUGUACGAUUCCCCGGAUAAAAGUUUAAGUGUGCUGUUCAGGACGGUAAAACAGAAUGGAAUUAUCCUGUACGCGACCAGCAAUAAACAUUACACCUCGCUGGAAUUAAUAAGUGGACAGAUAGUGUACAUAAGUAAACUCUCUACGGUUGUGAAUAUGACGGAAACCCAUCCGACGGUAACGGACGGUCAGUGGCACAAUCUCACGUUGCAUUCGCACAGCCGCGGACUAAAAGUGAUUUUGGACGGUCAUAAAAUCGGCGACGAGUUGGACUCGGCGGGGGUGCACGACUUCUUGGAUCCGUAUCUAACGCACCUCUCGAUCGGCGGGACGACACGAAGCACUUAUUACGCUCACGAUUCUUUACCGGAACCGUUCGAAGGGUGCUUCGCCAACUUCACCGUCAAUAACGAAAUCCAACCGUUUAACGGCUCCGGCACGGUAUUCCACGAGGUCCUACUCCGAGGGAAAGCCUCGAAAGACUGCAACGGACCGGUGGGCGUAGGAACCGCCGCCACUCCCGACCCCCUCAGUAUCGGGAUAACUCUUGUUAUUGUUUUCUUCGUUGUAUUACUUGUUGCCAUAUUAGUUUCCUUUGUAGUUUUUAGACUGCGAAAACAAUAUAAAGAGAAGGGAGGCGCCCCGAAUAGCUCCUCCGGCAUACACACAAAGCAAAACGGCGGCGGGACCAUGAUGGGAAGCAACGGCUUGAACGCGGUGAACGAUAACGUGCUGGGAAGAGGCAUGCACGCCGCGGACAACUCCAUGGCGUACCACGCCGACGGCGACGUUAUCCGAGGGAUCGGCGGACAUCCCUUAGUGGGGCCGGAACUCCUAUCGAAGAAAUACAAGGAAAGGGAGAUAAUCCAAGGCGAAAUGCCAAGGCCGCAAAGGCCGGACAUCAUCGAGAGGGAAGUAGUCAGUAAGAGCCCUCCGAUGAGAGAGGAACAUCACCCCCCUUUACCGCCGACUUCGAACCACAACCACGACCACGGCCCGAACGACUUAAAUUCCGAAAUCCCCGAACACUACGAUUUGGAGAAUGCCAGCUCGAUAGCACCGUCCGACAUCGACAUCGUGUACCAUUACAAGGGUUACCGCGAGGCCGGUGGAGUAAGGAAAUACAAAGCCACACCUCCGCCUGUAACGGGGUACCACCACAAACACUCCACGGCGCAAGCUCAAGCCCAACACCGACACUCGCCGCACCACCCCACCGGGUACCCGCCCAGAGCCCCGCCAGUCACCAGCCCCAGCGCCAGACCUCAUCAGAGCACCCCGUUAGCCCGACUGAGUCCCAGUAGUGAAAUGAGUGCCCAGCAACCGAGGAUAUUGACGUUACACGAUAUCAGUGGCAAACCUCUUCAAAGUGCGCUCCUAGCCACCACCUCCAGCUCGGGGGGCGUGGGCAAAGACGUUCUACACAGUAACAGUGAGCGCAGUUUGAACAGUCCCGUGAUGUCCCAGCUGAGCGGGCAGAGUUCUAGUAGUAGGAAAGCAGCAGCGCCUCCUCCCGUUACCUCAGCCUCUCCAGGAAUGGGGUUGACUGCUGAAGAAAUAGAAAGACUGAAUUCCCGCCCCCGAACCUCUAGUUUAGUAUCCACGCUCGACGCGGUAUCGAGCUCCAGCGAAGCACCCAGGGGGAGCGGGAAUAAUCACUUGAACCACAUGCGCCAUUCGCCCGUGCCGGAGACGCACCACAGCAGCACCACCACCGACGAGAGUGGUAACGACAGCUUCACUUGCUCCGAGAUAGAAUACGACAACGCGAGCAUAACGGGGGACAAGUAUAAGCCGAGCGAAUCGGAUUCCAGGAGGAACGACUCGAACUCCGGCAACAAGAGCAGCAUACCUCCUCCGUCGUACGAUGGGUUCGAUUCCUCGUACAGGGGAUCGAUGAGUACGCUAGUGGCUUCCGACGACGAAUUGGGGGGGCCCAUGUACAGACCGGGGACAGGUUCUCCCCCUACGACGGCCUUGGGCUGGGAUUAUUUGCUCAAUUGGGGGCCGAAUUUCGAAAGUUUAGCGGGUGUGUUCAAAGACAUCGCGGAGUUACCGGAUUCGGUAAACGGACGCGUCCCUUCGUCGUUAAGACUGACAAACGCCCCCAAACCAUCCGAGGAGUAUGUAUAGUGAAUGGUGUUUUAUCGUGUAAUUUAGAGACGUUUUAAAUGAAUUCUUGUAUUACCCUUGCAUCAAGGAUAUUUGUAAUUUUCUUGCCAUAUUUUUGUAAUUUUAUUUGUAAAUUAAUAGAUGUAAUUUCUCGUGUUUCAUCAUUUUUAAAGACUUGUAAAUACUUUUAUACUAAAGUCACUCGAGCUAGGAUAAAUAUUUAAUGAAUAAAAACUA
This is a messenger RNA of Anoplophora glabripennis (Asian longhorned beetle), 10035 nucleotides long. RefSeq names its product cadherin-related tumor suppressor. Gene Ontology annotation, biological process: homophilic cell-cell adhesion. The record is from RefSeq and is a predicted model, not a curated record. NCBI's taxonomy places the organism in Eukaryota, Metazoa, Arthropoda, Insecta, Coleoptera, Cerambycidae. Gene Ontology annotation, cellular component: plasma membrane; catenin complex. Gene Ontology annotation, molecular function: calcium ion binding; cadherin binding. The annotation marks the transcript as partial. The transcript has 8 exons.